UCUUUUUUGUGAAAACUUUUUUAUUUGAAUUACGCCUUGAUCACUUGAUUGAAGUACAAAACUUUAAGAAUUUCUUUUUAGUUAUUAGUUAUGCAUAAUAUAGACUCCGAUAGUGACGAUGAUCUCCCCGGAGGUUGGGUCCAAAAAUCGACAGAAGAUGGAAAUGUAUAUUAUGUAAAUUCUUGUACAAAUAAGAUACAAUGGACCCAUCCUCGAACAGGCUGUAAAAAAGUUAUUCCCAAAGAAUUGCCAUUUGGAUGGUCAAAAACUGUUGACGAAUCUGGUACAAUACUUUAUGUACACAAUGAAAGUGGUAGCAAGACUGAAGUAGAUCCAAGAUUAGCAUUUGCUAAAGAUGAAAAGAAACAUGUACAUGAUUUUCGUCAGCGUUUUGAUGGAUCAUCAACUGCUUAUCAGGUGCUACAUGGAGUUGAUCUAUCUGGGAAGUAUGCAUUUAUAACAGGAUCGAAUGCUGGUAUUGGCUAUGAAACGGCAAAAUCAUUAGCACGGCAUGGAUGUAAAAUAUUGUUUGCCAAUCGUAACAUGGAAUCAACACAGCAAGCUAUAAAAAAUAUAGUCAGAGAAACUAAUGCUGAUGAAGAGAAUUUGAAAGCUAUACAUUUAGACCUGGCUUCCCUGCAGAGUGUGAAAAAAUGUGCAUUAGCUGUCAAAACUUUGUUCUCUGACCAUUUGGACAUGGUGAUAUUAAAUGCUGGGAUAUUCGGUUUACCAUAUACUUUAACUGAGGACAAGUUAGAGGCAACAUUUCAAGUAAAUCAUUUAAGCCAUAUGUACCUGGCUUUGUUAUUAGAACCAUUACUGAGAAGAGGCUCAAGAGUAAUAUUUGUGUCAUCUGAAUCCCAUAGGUUUGCCAAUUUGAAAAAUGUAUUUACCCAACAAACUUUGUGUAUGAGCAAGGACCAGUAUACAUCAAUGAUGGCUUACAAUAAUUCAAAAUUAUUCAAUGUCGUCACUGCUAAAGUCUUAAGUGAAGAAUGGAAGAGUAAAGGUAUAUACGUUAACUCGCUUCAUCCAGGCAAUAUGGUCUACACUAAUCUUAGUAAUUCUUGGUGGCUAUUCCGACUCGCCUUCUUCUUAGUUCGUCCAUUUACUAAAUCUUUGCAACAAGCUGCGGCCACCACCGUGUAUGUGGCGACUGAUUCUGACUUGGAUGGAGUUACCGGCUUAUACUUUAAUAACUGCUUCUACUGUGAAUCGUCCACUUUGGCCAGAGACAAAGACAUAGCUACUGAAGUAUUUGCUAUCUCCCUCAAAAUGAUCAAAGAACGCAUGGGAGCAGAUCACAUUCAGCAGUACAUAGACAAGUACGUAAAAGACAAAGAAGAGCAGCGCUCAUGAUUUUUUUUAUUUAAAUGAAUGUAUAUUUUUAUGAAUGUUCAGUUGGGAUAAACAAUGGAAUAUUAUGGGGUUAUUAUAAAAGGUCAUAUUUGACAUCUAUCAAUCUCGACUUAAAAACAA
Diatraea saccharalis (sugarcane borer) is the source of this 1479-nucleotide messenger RNA. NCBI's taxonomy places the organism in Eukaryota, Metazoa, Arthropoda, Insecta, Lepidoptera, Crambidae. The record is from the annotation of a GenBank genome assembly.